Phoenix dactylifera (date palm) is the source of this 3154-nucleotide messenger RNA. RefSeq lists its product as uncharacterized. NCBI's taxonomy places the organism in Eukaryota, Viridiplantae, Streptophyta, Magnoliopsida, Arecales, Arecaceae. The record is from RefSeq and is a predicted model, not a curated record.
AAACAAGAAAGAAAGAGAGAGAGAGAGGGGAGUUAUAUAAAUGGGUUUCGGAGAAGGGAAAGGGGAGGAAGGGGAAGAGAAAGAGAUAGAGAGAGAGAGAGAGAGCGCUUUGCGGUGAGGGGAGGUGGGUUCUUUGUUUUUCCUUCGAUUUGAUUGGAAAUUAACGUAGGAAAUGGCCGUUGGGAGCAGGAUUUUGAUUGGUUUCUUGAGCUGCUAUCAAUGAAUGACAUCUCCUUCAUGGCUGCUAUGGGGUUGGAAGCUCUGCGCUUGUCAUACUUUGUGGAUUUCAAGUCCUAGCUUCAGGUGGGGCUGAAUGACAGUAAUUGGUGAAAAGAAGGGCCUUGUUUAUGAAUGGUGGUAACUUACAGGUUUAUAGGCAUCAGGCUCACAUAAUUUAUCUCAAUCCAAUUUAUACAUUGGUGAAUUAUAUCAAAAUUCAUUUCUAGUCCACUUUCUUUAGCUUUGAUUGGAUUGGUCAUUCUGGAUUUGAUCAUUUGAGAAGAUCAUGUGGGGUUCUUUUCUACUUCUAUCCAUCAAAGAGAAAUGGUGUUAAAAAUGGAAUGAGGAAUCCCAGCUAUUCUAGGGAGCUAGGGUAGAUCUAGUGAUUAAUGGUUAUAGGAACAAAAGGGAAAAGGAAGAACGAGAAAACAAGUUUAAGUGAACACUAAACCAUCAGCAUUAAAAAUUUGUGCAAUGGGCUUGCCUCAAGUUUCUCCCAAAGGAACUGAUGAAGUGACAACAACUCGGAGCACACUUGUUUCAACCCCACCUCGGUUUGGUGGUGUAAGCAGCUGUGAUUUGGAUGGGCUGCAUGGAGGAAGUGCAAAUAACAGGAUUGCCGUGGAUUUUCCAUGCUCCUCCAUCAGUGAUUUUCAGAGGAAAACCUCGUUGGAACUCUCAAAAGGAGCAGAUGGGCCGUUUAAAUGUAGAAAUGCCAUUGAUGGUGCUCCAAGCUUUCAAGGGCUGAAAAUUGAUUCUAGGGAUACAAAUGGCUGGUUACUUCCGAAAAUGGGACAGAGUGUUCAGCAGCCUGUUGUGAGGGUUGUGGGUUUUGAAUCAAAUCAACCAGGGUCCUCUGUUAAUGGUUUUGAGAGGAAUGCAGUAGAUGGAAUUCAUCCCUCCAUAGCUAUUGGUGGAUAUGAUCCGUCAACUGAUUCUCAUGGCCCACAAGUGAGGAAACGCUUGCUGUCUCCUCUGAAUAGCAUGCUUCAUAAGCCAUUCCAUGGUGACCUGUUAGACAUUGCUUGUGCUGAUGCUAGAAUUGAUUCCUCUGGCUCAUUUAGGAAACAUAGUAUUUUUUCAUCACAUGAUUUUAAGAAAGCCAAUUUUGGAAAUGCUGAUUGCUCUGAAGCUCCAGGUUGGUCUGUCUCUAGAUGUUCAAAUUGGAGUAACAUGUUAUUAGAUCAUGGUAGUAUGACUUGUGAUGUGCUCACAGAUGGUCCUUUGCUUGAGAACAAGGAGCCCUUUUCCUAUCAUCAAUUAUCUUCCUGGGGAGUUGAUCCUAGCAAAGGAAAAAGUAAGUUAAGACCCUUUACUAGGGGAAUAGCCAUAUCACCGAAAAAGGUACACUCGCCACCACUCUCCUUGUCUCCUCUUGGUCCUAAAUGGGCUGAAAGAAUGAAAAUUGCAGGAGUUCACAGGGACAUUGCAAAAGACAUUGAAAGUGAUUUUUCAGUUUUAAAGGAUAGUAAAGGAUCAAAUGGUGGGAAUGGAACUAGAAUGCUUAUAUCAUCAGAAGCUAAUUUUAGAACGAGAGAUACAUUACAAGAGACUGGCAUGCUGCAUGAUGAAUUAGAUACAUUUACCCCUCAAAGAAUCUCAGAUAUAGGCCAGAACUGGGGUCCUGAGUCUGCACCCACGUCUCAUUGCAUGAGUCAAAUUCAAAGUUUGAGCAUGCUUCCGGUCAGGAGAUCAUUGGUUGGUUCGUUUGAAGAGUCUCUCUUAUCUGGUCGGUUCUCAUCUGGGAAAGUUAGUCAGAGAAUUGAUGGUUUUCUGGCAGUGCUUAAUGUCACUGGAGGAAACUUUUCGCCACCAUCUCAGAAACUUCCUUUUGCUGUCACAAGCAUUGAUGGUGAUAGCUCUUUGCUAUACUAUGCGUCGAUUGAUCUUGCUGGAAGUUCAUCAUCAAACAAGUGUAAAGGCCCAAAAUUGAGAAGAAGCCUGAGCAGUGAUGAUUCUCGAGCAGUCAACAGUCGCUUGCGCAUUCCUAUGAAAGGACGCAUACAACUGGUUCUAAGCAACCCGGAAAUGACUCCUCUGCACACAUUCUUUUGCAACUAUGAUUUGAGUGAUAUGCCUGCUGGAACAAAGACAUUCAUGCGUCAGAAGGCUGCUUUAGUGUCUCCUGUGGCUCCUCCAAAUCCGGGGAAAGAAGAAGCUAAGGAUCAUGACAUCAAUGUUGGAUGUAAAGCUAUACCAGUUUCUGAUGGAAGUGUACAUAGCAAGAGUUCUGUACAUAAUGGUGACAGUCAUCAUCAUGACAUGGCCAAUAAAAGCAUAGGAAAGAUAAGCUCAACAUUUUUCUCAUCCAGAGACUGUCUUGGAGAAUCAAAUGGAUUUGACUGUGUCAUGAAUGCAAAAACUAGUACUAAAUUCAACAACAGCGGGUCUCAAAAAAUUGAUAAGGGUAGCUUUAGUCAAUUGGAUAUGCGUCAUUUAGCUAAUAGGAAGUCUGUUAAUAGCUCUUCAAAGGUCAAUGAUAAUACAACUGGUGCUGGUGCUCUCCGUUAUGCUCUGCAUCUUCGUUUCUUAUGUCCUCCUCCUAAGAAAUCCUUAAAGUUGAUGCAGAGAUGCAAAUCUGAUCCUUCUUCAGUACCACAAACAAAAAACAUGGACAUCGAGGAGCGACGCUUUUAUUUGUACAAUGAUCUUAGAGUUGUGUUUCCACAACGUCAUUCAGAUGCAGAGGAGGGCAAGCUACGGGUGGAGCACCAUUUUCCAGCUGAUCCGAAGUACUUCGGCAUAAGCAACUGACAGGGUUCGAUGACCUUCAUGGCUGCCUUGGCCAUGGUCAACUGUACAUGCCUCUGACUACCUCAGUCAUCUUGUUGUUUACCAUUUCUCCAUCAAUCUGUAAAGGAUUUUCGUUCUUUAGUGAUCGGUUAUCUCCGCAUCUCAGUAUUCUUUCCAUUUGCUUGAAUUUUAUUCUCUUUCA